AUGGGCAACCACUGCUCCUCUACCAACCAGGCUACGCAAUCCAUCACCGGAUCCCGGUCCGCCAAAGCCAUCGCCAUCGAUCCUUCGGAGCUCCUACGCGGCCCCCUCACAAUCCACACGGGUCACGUAGGACCCAUCCGUCCUCCCAUCGCCAACCCCCGAGUCAGGCAAAUCAGCAUUCCCAAACGCCUCCACAUCAUCACCCACCUCACCCUCACUUCCCACUCCCGGUCCAUCUGCGCCUCACUCCCCUCCGUCAUCCUCCCUAAUCUCGUCACGCUCCGCAUACAGCCCGGAUACGACGAGAACCACGGUGGACUCUGCCAUCACCAGUAUGAGGGCCCCAGCGCGGAUGGCGGGUGCUGUCGCCUCAUCGCUGAGCUCCGGCCAUCGCGGCUGAUCCUGGGCGGCGUGACGACCCAUACGAUCGGAAGCGGCAAGGGACUCUGGUCCGGCGGGAUCCCCGGCAGUAUGAAGGAACUCAUCAUCCUCAUUGGGAUAUUCGCGGGCAAUCCUGACGCUACGUCGUACCAGCCCUCCCUCCUGGACCACCUCCCCUCCACGCUCGACAAGCUCACCUUCGUCCUCUCCAUGGCUAGCGCUGGCAACGUCCUCCCUCCCUUCCCGGACAUGGACGCUCGGUGGAACAGGCACUACAUGGCCCAGUCCAUCUUCAAGGUGUGCGGCGGUCUGGAGGGGGGACAAGCCGUCGAGAUUGUCGGCGCGGAGAAUAUCGAUAGCUGUUAUCCCGAGGAGGAUGGCCGAGAGGACGCCGACGCGGGCAAGGAGCACGGGGAUUACGUCUGGUACUUGUGGAAGAAUAUGGCGCGGGCGCUGCAGGAGAUGGGAUGUAGUAGGGAGGAGGCGAGGGCGAGGAGGGAUAGAGUUACUUAUAGCUGGACAAGAGAUUAUCAGCAGAGGGAGGACUGGCUCGAGGCGGCAUUGAAUGAGUGGGAUGUGGGGACCAUGGCGAGCAAGUUCAGGUGUGGCGUGCCGGGGUUGCGUUACGGGGGCAAGGAAGGAAGCUGA
Messenger RNA from Dioszegia hungarica, 1029 nucleotides. RefSeq lists its product as uncharacterized. The transcript has a single exon. Lineage: Eukaryota; Fungi; Basidiomycota; Tremellomycetes; Tremellales; Bulleribasidiaceae. Bases 1 to 1029 code for a protein of 342 amino acids. The record is from RefSeq and is a predicted model, not a curated record.